ACAUCUUGUACUCUUUUAUUUUGUGUACACUCCUUGUCUCUUGUUUGCUUUGAAAAGGUUUCAACAGCUCUACCGUAAAUCAUAUUUCGAAUUCAGUUUUCUGAUCGAGACGGAACUCUCAACGCAUCAACUGUAUUAUUUUGUUCUGUUAAGAUUUGUUCCGGUUCAGCUACCUUUAUUGCGAAGAACUGGAAGGAAAAAUAGCAAACAAAUAAAGGCUCCCUCAUACGUUUGAGAACAUACUGCGAUACUCCUGGCAUUUCGAACGCAUUUCAAUCUGAAGUCUGAACUGGGACACAAAAUAAUAGAAGGCAUAUUCUGAACCCGAUCAGCUCCCUCAAGUAAAGUUUGGUCCGUCAAUAAAUAUGACGUACGUUCGCAGUCAGGGCUUCAGAAGCAUUUGGGUUAAACUAAUCGUGUUUGUGGUGAUGGUUGGCAUUCCUGUGGUCUCCUUCUUCUUCGUCAAUCAGUACAGAGGUACAGGAUACAAAGGCUGGCGGUAUCUGGACACUCUUGGUGAUCCAUCUUUUGCUCUUGAUCGACAGUAUCAUGUUCCCAUUUGGUAUGCAGUGUUGGCCAUCUAUGGCAUGGCAACAUAUGUUUUAUGGUACACAAACGGGCUAGUCCACAGCAUAGGCCCUCUGAUGGUGAGCUCUGUCAAGCUGCUGGUGGCGCUCAUGUGGUUCCCAGUGUUCUUCUACUGGGAGGAUAUAGAGGCUACUUUUACCCUGUCUGCUGUGCUGUGGGUGGUGAAUGGGAUAACCAUGGUGUUUUAUGCAGGAAUGUUCCAGAUGAGUGGGAUGAUGCUGAUACCUGAACAAAUUUGGCUGUCCUACAUAACAGUCUGGACAUACUUCUUGUGGGACUAUGAUGGUGAUGAUAGCACAUGAAGAACCAUCAGUGGAAUUGAGAUAUCAGCAGCUAUCAGAUGGAAUAUCCAAAAACUGCUGAAGUGAAUGAAUGUGCUAUUUAUUAACAAUUUCUGAAUA
Messenger RNA from Bolinopsis microptera, 989 nucleotides. RefSeq names its product translocator protein-like. Lineage: Eukaryota; Metazoa; Ctenophora; Tentaculata; Lobata; Bolinopsidae. Bases 366 to 890 code for a protein of 174 amino acids. The record is from RefSeq and is a predicted model, not a curated record. Gene Ontology annotation, cellular component: membrane. The transcript is spliced from 4 exons.